UCGCGCAAGGGUGGUUGUGGUUUUUCCUUUCGGAUACCCUGCCAACGGGUUCCAGUGUGCGGUCGUCGAUCGAAGCAAUUAUUGUUGUGCGCAAAAUAGCGACGGGUUGAACGGAACGGGAGUUCAUUUUGUUUUACGGUGCCGCGUUUCGAAUUUGAAGUGAAUUAAUUAUCUACGAGGAGGUACAACGCGCAGAGCAUUGGAAGUCACACCUCUUUUUGGCAGUUUGAAACGAUGAGAAACAAGUGAUACAUGGUGAUCAAGUGCUACGGGUCUUGAACCUUUUGGGAUAGUCCAGAGGGUGCAGCGUGCCCAACGAACCGCGACCGAAAGUGAUUUGUGUUGUUGAUUAUUAUUUAUGAAACAUUUGACAAACCUAUACUAAUUAAUUAGUGUAUGUUCAUAGUGUUAUUAUCAGGAUUAUUAUUAAAAUUGUCCAUAUUUGUGUAAGAGAUUUUAACGAGAGGCAAUUGGUUUGACGUUCGAAAAGUGACAUUAUGUCAAUUGUGAGUGCGAGCUAACGGGGGAGUAAGUGUUUGUUAAUUAAUUUAUAACAUCAAAAAUUAAGACGAUGGUGCGGAUUCUAGCAUGCGUACGACGAAGUGCGAGUGCUUGGUAGUGAUCGGUUCUUAACAACGGUUGGUUAGGUUAACAACGAUUAAACUGCAUGACAACUAAAUAGGUAUCGACACCGGAAGUGACACAAAAAAGUGUGAACGUGAAAUUUGUCGGCUUCCCUCCAGAAGGAAGUUGUGAGCCUACUGCAGGUAGAAUAGUAGUUCACACCCAAGAAAGCAGAAGGGGGCUCGUUUUGAGUGUUUGCGCCAAACGGUUCCUAAAGAGGAGUUAAUUCUCAUAAUUGUGAUAAAUAAUCUGCUCCUGUACAAAAGAUUUAUUAACAACUUGGGUCGGAUUGAGCCUCUCGUACUACUGACUGGCGGAGAGGCAGUCGUUAGAAGGAAAGUGUGAUCUGCGACACCUAGGUCGAUUCAUCCGGACCAGCUAACUAGUCACAAAUGCGCUCGGUGGAUGAGAUGGCAACGUCCCACAUUUUAUCCGCCAUUGAUCCCCUGAUGACGGCAUCGAGUAACGGCGGUUCCCCAGUGGGUGCGACAUCGAACGGCAAUAUGUCACAGUCACAGGUUGGCAGCUCUGGAGGUGGAGGUGGCGGAAGCGGCGGAAACAGCGUGCAUGGUGGCCAUGGAGGACGAAACGGUGGAGCGGGUAGCAGGGAGCAAAACCUAUCGGUCACGCUAGACGAUCGUGAUCUGUGGUUGCGAUUCCAAAAUCUUACCAACGAGAUGAUUGUCACCAAAAAUGGACGACGAAUGUUUCCCGUGGUAAAGGUGACCGCCACCGGUUUGGAUCCCACCGCCAUGUACACCGUGCUGCUGGAAUUUUCUCAGGUUGAUUCGCAUCGCUGGAAGUACGUCAACGGUGAAUGGGUUGCCGGCGGCAAAGCGGAGGCUCCUCCACCGAAUCCAGUUUACGUUCACCCCGAGUCACCCAAUUUCGGUCAACACUGGAUGAAGGAGCCCAUCUCGUUCGCGAAGGUCAAACUCACUAAUAAAACCAAUGGAAACGGUCAAAUCAUGUUGAACUCGCUCCACAAAUAUGAACCACGGGUCCACCUAGUCCAAGUAGUUUCCGAGCAACGAGAGCAGAGAAACGUUCACACUUAUCCUUUCCCAGAAACGCAGUUCAUUGCGGUGACGGCCUAUCAGAACGAGGAGGUAACUUCUCUCAAAAUCAAGUAUAACCCAUUUGCAAAGGCGUUCCUUGAUGCGAAGGAACGUCCCGAUUCGGUGUACUCGAGAGAGAACUCAACCUACGGUUGGUUGAACUUCCACCCAUCUUACGCAACGGCUCAGUCUCCUCUGCCAACAGCCGAGCGCUAUCAACAUACCACAAUCCGUACCAAUCGCGUCGCACCUUACACAACUCAACGGUCGCGAAGUACCAGCGGCAGUGCUUCCCCACAAACAACUCCAUAUCUACAGCUUGAAUCCGUCCCAUCACCUGUAUUCUCGUCAUACCCGGGCGCAUGGCAAUCGCAACCUACAGCUACGGGAUCCUACUGGACUAGUCAAACCACCAAUCCGGGCAGCCCGAACUCUAUAGCCCCGAACAUAUCACCCACUCCGUCAAACGGAUCCCCAAAUUAUGCGACCUCAUCGCCAACCUACUCGUCACAUCACCUGUCGUCGCACAACAGUCAGUACACACCGACGUCCAGCUCAUCGACUGCUGCCAGUUCCGCUCAAAUCGAUGUCUACCAGCCGAAUGUGUCUCCGCAGCAGAUCUACGCUCCCGCAGGGCACCAGAUUUAUCAUCCUACUCCAACGGUUUCUCCGAAUCACCAGUUGUACGGCAAUGUUCUGAAUGCGCCGGCGAUAACGAACAUCGGUUAUUCAACGACGUGGCAUGGAGCUAGCGAUUACAGCGUAUAUCAGAGCUCGUACCACUACCCUACUGCAGAGUACAUUCCUAUGAUUGGUGAUAUUGGUACUUACAACCACCCAACGGAAAUAACGGAACUAACGCCAGUUGCGGCUUCGCAUCAUCAUCGGGGGCACGAACCUCUAGCAGCAUCCUCACCGGUUCCCAUCCAGUAUCAUCACGGACAUCAUCCGGCGACGGGUUCGUCGGAAAGUGCAAUGAUGGGCAGUGGGAGCGCCAUGGGGCAUCACCAUUGUUCAGAAAAUCGUUCGCCUGAACCGAAAAAUCAUGCCAGUGCAAACCAUGCGCUGCCGGGUUCACCGGCAGCGGCUCCCGUUGGUGUUCAACAGAGUCCGACCCGUAGUGGCUCGACCGGAGCUUGGACGCCGUUGACCCCACCGCAGCAAUCGUCGCACAUCUGAAAGUUAUGGUACGGUGCGGUAGGCACCGUUACCGUAAGGUACUUCACACCAAGGUAUUUUACUCCAAGAUACUGGCUGCAACGUUGUAGGUAGUUUGUUCUUUAAAAUGUUCAUUAGUUUAGUUUCUAUUAGAUACAAAAAUAAGCAAAAACAAUUCUACCUUACUUAACAAUAAUGUAGAGUCGAGGAAAUUAUUUAAAGUACAUGAUGUACAAAAAUAUAUAUUUUUAUAUAAAAUGGUCAUGUUUGUAAUAUCUGAAACUUCUAAUUCUUACAAGAGCCAAGUCAAAUAUUCCAAUUCCAUAUAAUUGUUUAGUUUCAGAAUGAAACAUAUUGAUCGACGAUAAUUUGAACAUUUUAAAUUUGAAUGACAUUGUACUAAAUGUGGUUGUACCCACUUAUAGAUAUUUCACUAGACAGCUCUACAAAGUGUUACUUUCAAUUGAUUGAAAAUGCAGUUGUAAUCGAUUAUUGAUCAGUAACUGGCUUACAGAUUUGACCUUUUUGUAUGAAAAUUAAGCAGUUUGUACUUAAUAUUCUUUUGUGUUGUAAGUAGUUAAUGUUAUGAUUUAUUAUGUUAAACUGUUGUCCAACAAACUAUUCGAAAUUCGAUAUAAGAUAGUUACUGCUUUAUGUAAUCAAAUAAUCAUAAUAGAUUUUUUUAAAUGAAAGAAAGUGUAAUAAAAAAGAAGUACAA
Aedes aegypti (yellow fever mosquito) is the source of this 3558-nucleotide messenger RNA. RefSeq names its product T-related protein (gene byn). Gene Ontology annotation, cellular component: nucleus. NCBI's taxonomy places the organism in Eukaryota, Metazoa, Arthropoda, Insecta, Diptera, Culicidae. The coding region runs from base 1017 to 2861 and encodes 614 amino acids. The record is from RefSeq and is a predicted model, not a curated record. Gene Ontology annotation, molecular function: DNA-binding transcription factor activity, RNA polymerase II-specific; RNA polymerase II cis-regulatory region sequence-specific DNA binding. The transcript has 6 exons. Gene Ontology annotation, biological process: cell fate specification; positive regulation of DNA-templated transcription; regulation of transcription by RNA polymerase II.